Bufo bufo (common toad) is the source of this 2869-nucleotide messenger RNA. RefSeq names its product ribosomal protein S6 kinase alpha-5-like. Gene Ontology annotation, molecular function: protein serine/threonine kinase activity; magnesium ion binding; ATP binding. Lineage: Eukaryota; Metazoa; Chordata; Amphibia; Anura; Bufonidae. The record is from RefSeq and is a predicted model, not a curated record. Gene Ontology annotation, biological process: protein phosphorylation; regulation of DNA-templated transcription; intracellular signal transduction. The transcript has 17 exons. Bases 119 to 2425 code for a protein of 768 amino acids.
CCGACAGCGCGCCGCACAGCCCUACAGGAAGUUCCCCAUCUCAGUGCUGUGCCCUCUUCCUCACUGCGCAGACCGGAGCCGGGAGCAGUCGUCAGAUCCAGGCCCAGCACAGCCGGACAUGGGAGAUCCGGGCAGUACACAGCCGCACACCGACACACCGACACAAGUGAAUCUGACCGGAAAUGAAGACAAAGUUGGAAUGGAAGACUUUGAACUGCUGAAAAUUCUAGGCACUGGAGCAUAUGGGAAAGUUUUUCUUGUACGCAAAGUAACUGGGCCAGAUGCAAAGCGCCUUUAUGCUAUGAAGGUUCUGCGUAAAGCAGCCCUGGUUCAGAAAGCGAAAACAGCAGAACACACACGGACAGAGCGCACAGUACUAGAACAUGUAAGAGAGAGUCCAUUUCUUGUGACUCUUCACUACGCCUUCCAGACAGAUGCAAAACUCCACCUUAUACUAGAUUAUGUUAGUGGUGGAGAACUUUUCACUCACCUCUAUCAGCGGGAUAAUUUCUCUGAAGAUGCAGUACGGUUUUAUUCUGGAGAGGUUAUCCUGGCUCUUGAGCACUUGCACAAGCUGGGAAUUGUAUACAGAGACAUCAAGCUGGAGAACAUCUUAUUGGACAGUGAUGGUCAUGUGGUGCUGACUGACUUUGGCCUGAGCAAGGAGUUUGUGGCUGAAGAGUGUGAGCGCACAUACUCAUUCUGUGGCACAACUGAGUAUAUGGCACCAGAAAUCAUACGAGGGCAGGGGGGUCAUGGCAAGUCUGUGGACUGGUGGAGCUUAGGAAUCCUCAUUUAUGAACUACUGACAGGAGCUUCUCCAUUCACACUGGAAGGGGAAAAGAACUCGCAGAGUGAGGUGUCCAGGAGGAUUCUGAAGAUGGAGCCAAUAUACCCCUCCUCUUUAAGUUUGGUGGCUCGAGAUCUCCUUCAGAAGUUGCUCCGCAAGGACCCUAAAAAACGACUUGGGGCGGAGGGGGCCUCCCAAAUAAAAGAACACCCAUUUUAUCAGGGCCUGGACUGGGAAUUACUGUCUCUCCGUAAAGUCACUCCUCCAUUCCGUCCCUCUAUUCGCAGUGAGACAGAUGUCAGUAAUUUUUCUGAUGAAUUUACAAGUCUUGAUCCAGUAUACUCACCUGCCGCUACUCCACCCUCUGGAGCUCGUAUAUUCCAGGGUUAUUCCUUUGUGGCACCUUCCGUCCUCUUUGGUGUAAAUGCAGUUAUGACAGAUAUGCCAGCUCCAUCUACUGACAAACCAUGUAGCCCUACACUGGUUCUUAGUGCAGCUAUGAAGGAUUCUCCCUUCUUUCAGCAGUAUGAGAUGGAUCUACAAGAGUCCGCACUAGGAUCUGGCAGUUUUUCAGUUUGCAGAAAGUGUAGACAUCGACAAAACAAGAAAGAGUAUGCUGUGAAAAUCCUGAGUAAGAGGAUGGAGGUGAACACUCAACGAGAAGUAGCAGCUCUGAAGCUAUGUCAGGGGCACCCAAACAUUGUGAAUCUUCAUGAUGUUCUUCAUGACCAGUAUCACUCAUAUCUUGUGAUGGAGCUCUUGGAUGGUGGGGAAUUACUGGAUCGAAUCAAGAAGCAGUCAUGCUUUAGUGAGGUAGAAGCAAGUGGUCUAAUGCGUAGUCUUGUGAGCGCUGUUGCACAUAUGCAUGAAGCUGGAGUGGUGCACAGAGAUCUUAAACCUGAGAAUCUUCUUCUUUCUUCUCCCGGUGAAGAUGCGGUUUUAAAGGUGAUAGACUUUGGCUUUGCUAGACUUCGUCCACCGGGGUCACGGCCCUUGCACACCCCUUGCUUUACAUUGCACUAUGCAGCCCCAGAACUGCUUUCUCGACAGGGUUAUGACGAGUCAUGUGAUUUAUGGAGCCUUGGGGUAAUCAUGUACACAAUGCUGUGUGGCCAGGUUCCCUUCCAGGGUGAAAGGGGUGGUUCUCCUCAGAGCCGUGCUGCUGACAUUAUUAACAAGAUCAAGGAAGGAGACUUUAUGAUGCAGGGUGAAAGCUGGGAUCAUGUGAGCGAUGAAGCAAAGGAGCUGGUGAAAGGUUUGCUGACUGUAGACCCAUCUUGUCGAUUGAGCCUUAGUGAACUGCAAGAAAGUGAGUGGCUGCGUGGUGGACGACCUCUCUCAUCCACUCCUCUCAUGACACCAGAUGUCCUGGAAUCUAGUGGGAUGGCCACAAAAACCUGUGUACAUGCCACAUUCAUGGCAUUUAAUCGUGGUAAGCGCGAAGGAGUCUUCUUAAAGAGCGUGGAUAAUGCUCCUUUGGCUAAAAGACGCAAACUGAAGCAGAGCAGCACAGGAGGUGACAUGCGCAGUGGAUCCUCAUCUUCUUCUUCGUCAUCAUCCUCAUUUGCUACCACUGCAGCUCGAUCCCCCAAAUCCAGAGCACCCCCACAAAGUAAUAGGCCUGCAAAUUUAUAACUAUUUGCUUUAUUUUAAAUGCACUACAGGCCCUGUUAUCAUGUGCAAAAGGAGAGGACCAAAAAAGUAGAGUACCUUAUGUACACCAUUUUACAUGUAAUAGGUGUGUGGGCACCUAUCAUGUACCGUAUUUCCAUCAGGUGUGAGGACAGUGUACAGAAUUCAGAGGAAUGGGCAGUAUUACUGCUCAGAGCAUUUGUAUAUCAAGUUUGUACAUAGAAAGGACAUUAAACACUAGCCAUUUUCCAAGUAUCAGUGAAUGUGAGUCUUCCCUCCCAGUCUGAAUGUACUAACGCAGUUAAGGAUUUAGGAGAGGGCAGUUAGGGUACAUGUCCUGGGCAACGUGCACCAGCAUUUACUGUUUAUUUUGCAGUGUUUAAAGUUGAUGUCAUUUAAUAUUUUUUCUUUAUAAUUAUAUAUGUAUGUAUGGGUAUGUGUGUGUGU